Messenger RNA from Prunus armeniaca (apricot), 1170 nucleotides. The record is from the annotation of a GenBank genome assembly. NCBI's taxonomy places the organism in Eukaryota, Viridiplantae, Streptophyta, Magnoliopsida, Rosales, Rosaceae.
AUGAAAAUGAAGGAGAAGAGUGAGAGUGGCGGUGGGUAUGUGAGAGCAGAUCAGAUAGAUCUGAAGAGUUUGGACGAGCAGCUCCAGAGGCACCUGAACAGAACAUGGACUAUGGAGAAGAACAAGAGGAGAGAGGAAGAGGAAGAGGAAGAGGAAGAAGCAGCAUCAAGGCAGACCACUGCCACAAGGCAAGACUGGGAGAUUGAUCCCUCCAAACUCAUCGUCAAGGGUGCCAUAGCUCGAGGCACUUUUGGUACUGUUCACCGUGGCAUUUAUGAUGGCCAAGACGUUGCUGUUAAACUUCUAGAUUGGGGAGAAGAGGGACAUAGAUCAGACGCUGAAAUAGCUUCUCUAAGAGCAGCUUUUACUCAAGAAGUUGCUGUCUGGCAUAAGCUUGACCACCCUAAUGUGACCAAGUUUAUAGGGGCUACAAUGGGAACAUCAGAGCUACACAUACAAACAGAUAAUGGCCAAGUUGGCAUGCCAAGUAACGUUUGUUGUGUUGUUGUCGAAUAUUGUCCUGGUGGCGCACUGAAAUCUUACCUCAUAAAGAACCGCAGAAGGAAGCUUGCAUUCAAACUAGUUGUCCAACUGGCACUAGAUCUUGCACGAGGUUUGUGCUAUCUUCAUUCGAAGAAGAUUGUUCACAGAGAUGUUAAAACAGAAAACAUGCUUCUAGACAAGACACGAACAGUAAAGAUAGCGGACUUUGGGGUUGCUCGUGUUGAGGCUUCAAAUCCUAAUGACAUGACUGGCGAGACUGGAACCCUUGGUUACAUGGCUCCAGAGGUUCUCAAUGGCAAUCCAUAUAACAGGAAAUGUGACGUGUACAGUUUUGGUAUCUGCUUGUGGGAAAUAUACUGCUGUGACAUGCCGUAUCCUGAUCUUAGCUUCUCGGAAGUGACAUCAGCCGUUGUCCGCCAGAAUCUGAGGCCUGAGAUGCCUCGUUGUUGCCCAAGCUCUCUUGCAAAUGUAAUGAAGCGAUGUUGGGAUGCAAACCCUGACAAGCGGCCGGAGAUGGAUGAGGUGGUGGCCAUGUUGGAGGCUAUUGACACAUCUAAAGGUGGAGGUAUGAUCCCUGGGGAUCAGCCUCAGGGCUGUUUCUGUUUCCGCAGGUUCAAAAUUAAGAAGAGUCAAAGUGAAUACAAAACCGUGGAGGCUGUUGUCUAA